AUGAGCGUACUUAGCCAACCCUCUGAUUUCAGGGUAAAACUCGACUCAUUCCCCAUACUCAAAGAUCUGCACGAGCGCAAAGACUUGGAGUAUGUUCUGAUAGACCUCAUCAAUGUGCUGAUGAGGGAGUACGAGGUGACCUGCAUAGCUAUAAUAUGUGACGAGGUGUACCUUAAUGUGUUUAGUGGACCAUUGUUCAAAAGGACCAGUGCAAUUCCUUAUGUUAUGACCGUCGUGGAAGAUUAUGAGGACCUGUUAUCCCCGAAUUUCGUCACACUAGAGUCUCUGAGAGCAGCAAGGAAAGAAGGUUGUAAUGUUUACGUCAUACUCCUUGCUAACGGACUGCAGGCAUCACGGCUGCUCAGGUUUGGAGACAGACAUCGAAUCCUCGACACAAGAGCCAAGUUCAUAAUGCUACACGACUUCAGAUUAUUCCACAGUGAACUGCAUUACAUAUGGCGAAGAAUAGUCAACAUCAUAUUUAUUAAACACCAUAACAAAAUGACAGGCACAGCAAAAAGCAGGCCAUGGUUCGAACUAUCUACCGUACCAUUCCCUAACCCCAUAAAGGGUGUAUUUGUACCCAGAAGGGUUGACAUUUGGAAAAACGAAAAUUUUCAUUAUAAAAGACCCCUAUUUGCGGAUAAAACGAGUAAUUUGAACGGAGAGGUAUUGAAUGUCGUGUAUUUGGACCACGUACCAUCUGUGGUGGUGAUGAAAAAUAAUGUCAGUACUAAACUGGGUGGUGUUGAAGUUGAAAUAUUGCACACAUUAGCAGAGAAAAUGAACUUCAAACCAAGAGCGUAUCAAGCUGCAAAUGCUGAAAUACACAAAUGGGGACAGAAGCAGCCAAACGGUUCUUUCUCUGGUCUCUUAGGGGAGAUGGUGAACGGGAGAGCUGAUGUGGCUUUGGGAAACCUACAGUACACACCCUACCACUUGGAACUGACAGACUUGAGCAUACCAUACACCUCUCAAUGCUGGACGUUUUUAACCCCUGAAGCGCUUACUGACAAUUCCUGGAAAACCUUAAUUUUACCUUUCAAGCUGUACAUGUGGAUCGCCGUCCUUCUAGUAUUGCUGAUAACUGGGACCAUCUUCUAUGGACUAGCAAAGAACCAUAUGAAUCUUCAGGAAUACAGAAGGAAAUUCAAAUCUAAACGCAGAAACAGUGACGAUGAAAAUGCAAAGCCUGGACUGUACCUUUUUGGAGAAAUAAUAAACAGUAUACUGUAUACUUACGGUAUGCUGCUCGUCGUGUCGUUACCGAGGCUGCCAAUGGGCUGGUCCAUUCGCCUCUUGACUGGCUGGUACUGGCUCUACUGUAUUCUUCUCGUCGUCUCCUACCGAGCCAGCAUGACAGCAAUACUCGCUAAUCCAGCCCCAAGAGUUACCAUUGACACGCUCAAAGAGCUAGUCGACAGUAAAGUAACUUGCGGAGGUUGGGGAACACAGUCCAAAAAGUUUUUUGAACAAUCCCUGGACGAGUACAGCCAGAGAAUCGGCGACAAAUUCGAGACCAUUGACGAUCCCAUGGAAGCAGCCAAUAAAGUGGCUCAAGGAGUAUACGCGUAUUACGACAACUCAGACUUUCUUAAGUAUAUUAGUGUUAUUAGGAAAAAUUCUUUCAUGGAUCCAAAGCAGAACAAUACAACUAAUAAUACUGAAGUGACUGGACGAAAGGAUACUCAAAGGAAUUUGCAUAUCAUGACAGAUUGUGUGGUAAACAUACCUAUAUCAAUAGGUUUUCACAAGAACUCUCCUCUGAAGCCAUUGGCUGAUAUUUAUAUGUGGAGAGUAGUUGAAGUUGGGCUUGUGGAAAAAUGGCUGAAUGAUGCAAUGUAUCAAAUACGGACUCUUGAAACUAGUGAGGAUGAAGUUAAGGCUCUCAUGAAUCUAAAGAAACUCUAUGGUGCUUUUAUUGCACUAGCUAUUGGAUACUCACUUAGUGCCAUUUGCUUGAUAGGAGAAUUAAUUCACUGGCACAUCAUAGUGAAACGAGACCCCAACUUUGACAAAUACGCUCUCCACUUAUAUUACCUGCAUAAAAAUAAAAAACACUAGAAUGUAUUU
Messenger RNA from Helicoverpa zea (corn earworm), 2073 nucleotides. RefSeq names its product glutamate receptor ionotropic, kainate glr-3 (gene Ir68a). The record is from RefSeq and is a predicted model, not a curated record. Gene Ontology annotation, cellular component: membrane. The transcript has 7 exons. Gene Ontology annotation, molecular function: glutamate-gated receptor activity. Lineage: Eukaryota; Metazoa; Arthropoda; Insecta; Lepidoptera; Noctuidae. The coding region runs from base 1 to 2064 and encodes 687 amino acids.